GAUUCGACUCCUCCGAAUACACCGGUGCUGUGUAAUCGCCAAGAAAACGAGCCGUUGCUGAAGAGAAUGAGCGGAGCAGUGGCCGAGACAUUUCUCUACCACAACUAUUUUCCUGAAGACCAGGAUUUCACGGAGAUUAUUCGACAGGCUGAAGAUGCUAUCGAAGCGGGUGUCUAUCCAAAGCGAAUCGUUCAAGGAUCGUCUGGAUCAUACUUCGUCCGAAAUCUCAGCAACGUAAUUUGGUUUUAUUUCACUAAUAUUUAG
Soboliphyme baturini is the source of this 264-nucleotide messenger RNA. The record is from the annotation of a GenBank genome assembly. Lineage: Eukaryota; Metazoa; Nematoda; Enoplea; Dioctophymatida; Soboliphymatidae.